AUGGCUCUUGGAAAAAUUCUGUUUCGAGCCACGCCAAAUGUAUGGUCAAAAACGCCGGGGCGGCCACGGCGGCGGGCGGGGCGGACGCGGGGGGUCGCGUCCCUCCCACCCACGCGUGCCCCCUCAAAAGCCAUUACCCCCGGCACAUCCGUCAACAUCAUUCUCAAAGCCGACCAGCCCACAGGGCGCACAGUAUCAGGCACAGUGAGCGAUUUACUCACGCGUGGCGAUCACCCACGAGGCGUCAAAGUGCGUCUUACAGACGGGCGCGUCGGAAGGGUGCAGAGCAUCGGGAGCGGUGAGCCGACUGGGGAAAUAGAUGGAGGCGCAGAGGGGGCACAAGAAAGCGAGCCCGGUAUCCAAGUACGAUCAGAGGGGGGCGAUUCAAGUGGGAGACGCAAUCGGUUUACAUCGCGUGAUAUGCGUCUCGAUGGACCGGAGGAGCCUUCUGCGGAGCCCCUUGGACUGGAUAUGUACAUACGUCCAGCGAAGGGGAAGAAGAAGGGUAAAAAGACGCAGUCUGAGCAUAGCGUGGCAGUGGAGGAAAGCCAUGCGGGUACGAUAGAUGCAAGCGCUGCCGCUCAAAAACCUGGUUCCCUGAAAUGUCCUGUGUGUGGUGACUUUGAGGGCGACGAAGCUGCUGUGGCGCACCACGUUGCUGGCCAUUUCGGAGAGUGA
Molecule: messenger RNA, 678 nt
Organism: Penicillium brevicompactum
Lineage: Eukaryota; Fungi; Ascomycota; Eurotiomycetes; Eurotiales; Aspergillaceae
Product: YwbE family protein
Exons: 2
Coding region: 1-678 (225 amino acids)
Source: RefSeq, a predicted model, not a curated record